Aureobasidium pullulans EXF-150 is the source of this 1728-nucleotide messenger RNA. RefSeq lists its product as uncharacterized. The record is from RefSeq and is a predicted model, not a curated record. Bases 1 to 1728 code for a protein of 575 amino acids. The transcript has 3 exons. NCBI's taxonomy places the organism in Eukaryota, Fungi, Ascomycota, Dothideomycetes, Dothideales, Saccotheciaceae.
AUGGCCGACGUAGAUGACAAAGAAAAGGCCGAGAAGCUCGCCGCUGCAAAGAAACGCUUCGAGGAGUUGAAGAAGAAACAGAAGGGCAAGAAGGGUGGAAAGAAAAAGGCAGACAAGGCCGAUGCCACUGAAGAGAAGGAUGAUGCAGCAGUAGAGACUGCAGCAGACGGCGAUGCACAAGAAGCCGAAACCGAUGGUCCCACAGAAGAGAAGGUAGCCGACGAUACGCCAGCCGCCGCAGACAAGGAAGAAGAGACGGGCGAGGAUAAGACCGAAUACAAGGGCGAAGAUGCGACAGAAGAAACAGCAGCAGACGAAGCUUCGGCUAAGCGACCAUCACACGAGCGCAAACCAUCCCAGUCCGAGCAGUCGAGACAACGAUCCGCAUCCUUCAGACAGAAUUCUGGCAUCACCUCUCCAUCUCUAUCCAAAUCGCCCGCUCUCCCAUCCAUCAGUGCCGAAGACGAGGUUCAAGACAUCUACCGCAAACAAGCAUCACGCAUUGAGGACUUGGAGAAAGAGAACAAGACGCUUCAGGAUGCCCAAGCAAAGCUGCAAAAGGUCGAGGAUGAGCUGGAGCAGUUGAGAGAGAGCAGCGGUGAUGUGGCUGAACUCAAGUCAAAGGCUGCUCUGGCCGACAAGCGACACGACGAGAUUGAGAAGCUGAACUCCGAAUUGACAUCAGUCCAACGACAGCUCGCACAAGCUCAGCAGCAAGUAGCCGACAAGCGACGCAAAUCCAAUGCCAGCCCUUCGCGCGAGAUGCAGGCACAACUGGCCUCCAAGACGUCGACAAUCGAAUCGUUAGAACUAGAAUUGUCCAACUUGCGGAACCAAUACAACAUGUCGCAGUCCUCCGUCUCGGCCCAUGAAGCCACUAUCAAGGAACUGGAACAGCGUGCCACCACAGCCGAGCAAGCCGUAGAGACUGCUCAGAAGGAGAUCGAGACAUUGAAAGAGACAAUCAACAAGCCGGUCGAGACGGAGAAGAACGACGCCGAAGACCCAGCCGCUCUACAAGCAAAGAUUACAACUCUAGAAUCUGAUCUACGAACCGCCCAAUCCUCAGCCGACACAGCGACCAGCCGCGCCGGCUCCCUGGAACAAAAAAUCGAAACCCUAACAAAACUCCACAAAGACCAGACCAAUACCCACGAUACCCAAAUUAAGGAUCUGACCUCCAAGCUGGCCUCACUAAAAACGUCCCAAACUCCCGCUGCAAACGACACAGACUCCAUCGCAGACGAUGCGAAUGACCUCGAACGCGAGCAGCUACACCAACGCAUCCGCUCCCUCGAAGCCGAGAACACCGAUCUCCGCCGCGGCGUAUGGCGUGACCAAAGAGCUGCCCUCCAACCCGACAUCAACGAUGCCUCCCCUGGCUACGAGGACGUCGAUCUCAGUAACCCUUACGCCGCACCUUCAUCCUCGCAACGCCCCCAUGCCCGCACCGGUAGCAGUUUCCAAGACGUACUGCAGAGCGGGAUUAAUGCCUUUACUGGCGGACAAAGAAAGCAAUCGUUGGGUUUGUUGAGUGAAGAGGACUUGGAGUUUGAUGAGGAUUCCUUCAGGAUUGCGCAGGAAGAAGAGGGAAAGAAGAGGAUUGAACGUAUCAGAGAGGUCAAGCGUGGAUUGGAGGGAUGGAGGGGAUGGCGUGUUGAUCUUGUGGACGUAAGGGCUGGAGGGCUAGGCGGCGGCGCUGCCACUGGACCUAUGUUUGAAGUCUAA